AUGGAGCAUCUCCCUCUCCAUGCCGGCAAGAAACACUUUAUUGUAGCCCCCUAUGAAGCCCCUGAAUCCGACUGGUUCGAUAUCUCCCGAGAAUCCUUCCUUUCUUUUCCCUCCGCACGGCACUGGACUGAGGCUCAGCUGCACGGCGGCGACGAGACAACCAAAGACGCACACCUCGACCCCGACGGGUUCCACAGAAAAGGUAGUCCCCAGAAGGUGGAACAGUUCUUUCAGACAUGGCUCUUCUUUGGCCUCGCCAUCGAUGUUCUCAGAUUUGGUGGUGUCAGGGCCUCGGUGGAAGAUUUCCUGAAACCCGCGACGCAAACGCACGCCAAAGCACGGAUCGUGAACACGAGUAGGCUCCCCGGAAUGCUCGUAGAUUGGGAGAAGGGGAUUAAAGCGAGGGGCCGGCUCAUGAAGGACUGGGAUACACUGAACGAGAUGUUCGAGCGCGCGGGAAGCAUCCUCGACCGAUUCUGCAGGUUACCCAAUCCUGAAGAGGAUAACUCGCUGCUGCAGCAGGAGAGGCCGCGCCUUUGGCCGGUGCGGGAUGAGAUCGCGACGACGUUGAUUGCAAUGGCAUGUACUCUUCGCCGCACAGCAUAUAACGUCUGCAGCAAGGAGAUCAGCGGACUCGUCGACGGGGUCUCACCAUGGCCCAAGACCGCUCGCUCGGGGAUUCUGAUGCGACGGCUCGAGACGAAAUGGUGCGUUGCAGAUAUGAUGACGACCCUGACACAGCUGCCUAUCGAUGGGCAUUACUACCUUGCUGCCUCGGCCGGUCUGGAGCCAGACGAGCUGGACCACCAUUCCAAGUGCGUGAGGGCCCAUUGCCGGUAUGAAUAUGACGCGAAUAUGUACCGGACUCGCCAUGUGACGGACGAUGGAUGCCGCGAGGAGGUCAGGUAUGGCGGACACCUCGGCCCCGAGCGCGGGCAGAGAGACUGGGUCGAUGCCAUGACCAAAAUAAUCGACAAGGACGCUAUCCCAAUCGCGCUUUGGAAUAAGGGGAUGAAGAAGCUGUGGUCGGUCGAGUAUCAUCUUACAGGGCGGCGGCGGCCGGACUUUGUGGCCAUCUCGCAUGUCUGGACCGACGGCAAAGGCAACCCGGACGCCAACUCCCUGCCAGAAUGUCAGCUCGACCGUAUCCAGCGCCUUGUCGAAGGCGUCACCUGGGAAGGCCGCUACAGAAUCCCCGAGAGCGACUACGAAUCAGACGGGGUAGGUUUCUGGAUGGAUACACUCUGCAUCCCCGCCAAUGACAAAGCGCGUAAAGACAAGGCGAUCACUACAAUGCGGCGUGUCUACUCGGAGGCCAAAGCAGUUCUCGUCCUCGACGACUGGCUGCAGGAGAUCCGCUCCGACGCGCCACCCCUCGACCUUAUCACGCGUAUAUUCCAGUCGAACUGGAUCAAGAGGCUUUGGACUCACCAGGAAGGGUUCUUGCCUAAGGCGCUCUGGUUCCAGUUCAAGGAUCGAGCCGUUGAGAUUAACGAACUCAGGGAGGGAUUCGGCGCAUACGAAUCCUCACUCCAGAGGCAGGGAAUCCACCUCGGAUUUCCCCGCGGCGCAGAAAUGAGACUCGUCGGCCAAUAUAGCGUCCUGCAGCGCAUGUUCGGUCUCACUUCUGCAACCGAGAAAUGGCGCCUCUACUUCCCACUGGCCGCGGCGAUGUCAGAGCGCAAGACCUCGCGGCUAGCGGACGAGACCAUAUGUCUUGCGACGAUCGUCGACAUACCCUUUGCGGACCUGCAGGAGAUCCCGGCCAAGCCGGACAUAGAUUCGGGAGGCAAGCGGAUGGCGCUGUUCCUCGAGAAGCUGGGCAAGUUCAGUACCGGGGUGAUAUUCAACAACUACCCGCGCCUCGACCAGCGCGGGUACCGCUGGGCGCCGAGGUCGCUACUGAACUUUCGCACCGCGAAGAUCACAUCUGCUGGCGCUGAGCCCGGUUUCGAUAUUGCGUCUUUCAACCCGAACCGUCGACCCGGCCUUCUCGCCCAAUACCACGGCUUUCUCGUCAAUUUUGGGCUCGGGAAGCCCUUUGCGGGCGUGGAACGCGGGUGCGCGAUCCAGUGCGCCGGUUCUGCGGACUCAGGGCAAGACCUCGAUGGGAAGUGGUUUCUCGUCCAGCUCCCCAGGAACAAUAGUAAUGUCGAGUGGCAGACCUGGCAGACCUACGCAGUCAUACUAUCCGAGAUUCCGAAGCAGAGAGCAACAGCACCGGCGGUCGUGGCGAGUCUUCAAGAAAGACAGGAGGAUGGGAUCCAUGUAGUCAUCCAUCAGAAUAUCGCAUCCGUCUGGAUGACCCAAGAGCCGCCAGAGGGAGUCAGUACUGUGCGGACGGCCCUACUGAGGAAGCGGACCAAGUGGCUGGUAGGAUGA
Aspergillus nidulans FGSC A4 is the source of this 2382-nucleotide messenger RNA. RefSeq lists its product as uncharacterized. The transcript is spliced from 2 exons. The record is from RefSeq and is a predicted model, not a curated record. The coding region runs from base 1 to 2382 and encodes 793 amino acids. Lineage: Eukaryota; Fungi; Ascomycota; Eurotiomycetes; Eurotiales; Aspergillaceae.